GAUUAGCGUUAGCAGCACAUCGCUAGGCGGAGGCACAACAAGCUCCUUGAAUGCCGAAAUAAGUACUCCGUCGUGAUUCCCUCCCUUACGUAGUCGGGCUUCUCCAAAGGUUUGUUUCCGUGGACUAACAGCAAAACUGGACGUGUUCCUAAAAACUGCGCCACGUCCCCUAAUGCGGGUUCAGAACUGGAGCAGGCCAGACCUCAGACCAGUGGAGAGGAGGAACUCCAGCUACAACUUGCCUUGGCUAUGAGCAGAGAAGCUGCAGAACAGGAGGAACGCCUACGUAGAGGGGACGACCUGAGACUACAGAUGGCCUUGGAAGAAAGUAAGAAGGAAGGUCCAGGCUCAGCGAAACUCCCCAAGAAGAAGAAAGAGCCACAAUCAUCUUUGAUGGAUCUGAUGGAUGUCCCUGAGCCAAGUGCCAGGGCUGACCCGUGGGGCGGAGGCGGGGCCGGUGCUGGGGCCGCAGCUGCAGCAGCAGACCCAUGGCAUCCUUAUGGGUCUGCACCCAAACCAGCUGUACCCUCUGACCCGUGGGGCGUUCCAUCUUCUGUCCCAUCCAUGAAAAGCAGUGAUCCAUGGGCGUCAAACUCCACUCCUGCCUCUGAUCCCUGGGGUUCUGCAGCUGCCCGCCCCAAGACCUCCAACACAGGUGGUUCUGCUCCAGCUUCCCACGUCAACCCGUUCCAAGUGGGCCAGCCGGUUCCCCCCACACUCAACCAGAUGCACGUCAGCCCGAUGCCCUCUGGCUUCGGUGGCGUGGCGGAGCCCCUGCCCCUCUCCUCCACUCUGCCUGCCUCCAUGGUCCGCCUGGCAGGGAUGGCCCCCAUGGGUCGCGGGGUGCCAGGAAUGGGCGCCGCGGGAGCAACGGGGAUGAGCACAGGGAUGAGCGCCGGGAUCCCCGCCUCCAUGUCCAUGCCCCAGCCGCUGAUGAGCAUGCCCCCCCAGGCGGGGACGCAACCUGCCGGAACCACUAACCCCUUUCUUUUGUGA
Messenger RNA from Austrofundulus limnaeus, 996 nucleotides. RefSeq names its product epsin-2-like. Bases 250 to 996 code for a protein of 248 amino acids. NCBI's taxonomy places the organism in Eukaryota, Metazoa, Chordata, Actinopteri, Cyprinodontiformes, Rivulidae. The transcript has a single exon. The record is from RefSeq and is a predicted model, not a curated record.